Molecule: messenger RNA, 6109 nt
Organism: Nothoprocta perdicaria
Lineage: Eukaryota; Metazoa; Chordata; Aves; Tinamiformes; Tinamidae
Product: KIAA0408 ortholog
Exons: 7
Coding region: 1459-3543 (694 amino acids)
Source: RefSeq, a predicted model, not a curated record
UAGUGGAUUUUCUGUUAAAUGAAUAAAAAGAAAGACCCAAUUAAAAAGAGGAGGAUACAUUCUGUUUCCAAAACGAUAAAGAAAUGGCAAAUCUGUUUCUUAGAGUCAAAGAACCAAACUGCAGAAUAAAAGAACAAAAGAAUGARUAAAAGAACUGCUGAAACCGACUGCAUUGUUGGUUGAUGGGCUGUGGGUUGCUGCUGUCAGGUAGCAGUGACUCGUGUCUUUUCUACAGUUUUUUUUUGCCUCUCACAUCCUUGCAGAAAACCAGCAGUGAACAUUCUGCAUAUGCCAUGCAGAGCUGUUCCAGAUUGGUUUUAGGGAGUAAAAUCCUGUCUCACUCUUGUCUAUUUUCUUUUGCAAUGGGAAAUGAAAAUUACCAUGUAAUACUAUAAUUGGCAGAUACUGUUGUUGCUCAUAAUAUUAUUCCAAUGUUUUAGUAACUCUCUUAUUGUGUUAAUUCACUUUGUGCUGUCCUGCUAGUUUACAGUCAGAAGAGUGGCUAAAUGAAGCUGAAAGCUAUUAUUUCUUUUUCCUAUGCUGACUAAUUAGUCUUUUGUUUCCUUGUAUCAGAAAGUCACAGACGCAGUGAGUUUAAAGCUAAUCAAUUACUAUACAUGUACUGCAUGAAAUCAAACAGAAAAGACAUUUAGCAUGCUCACUUUCUGGUCUAGCAAUAACUCAGCUUGUAGAGCUCCCAUUAUCUUAAAGGUAGAGCACUGCAUGGUCUUAUAMAAAUUUAGAGUAAACUAAUUCAUAUUUUCUUUAAAAGAGUAAUAGAAAUAGUCAAAUUUAUCUUUUCAGAGCUAGACCAUGCAGAACUACUUAAGCCAAUGGGAGAUGGGCUGGUCCCUCCACAAGCAUAGUCUAAUUCACUAUUUAUUUUGUUGAAACUUUGGACUUGCUGUUCCAUUAAUUGACUGUUCUCUUUGUCUUUGUAUUUACUUUCCCAGAUGUUCCAGCCUAUCAUUUUACUUAUUCUCAUCCUUGUAUUAUUUUCAUCCCUUUCAUACACAACAAUAUUUAAGCUUGUCUUCCUUUUUACACUGUUUUUUGUACUGUAAGCCAUUCGUCAUUUACUGUUCAUUGUAGUAUUAUUUUCAGUUUGUUUAUUUUGUCCACCCUCCAAGAUAAGAACUGCAAGAGACAUAGUUUCUGUAAUAGCCACUGCUGUAAAAACACUGAAGACUACUUGUUUGCCAAAAACAAAAAAGACAAAACCAAAAAAGCAAAACAUAUACCAAAAAGUCACACAGUUCAAUAGGAGACUCUCUCACCAAGAUAUUCCAGAUCGAGAUUUGCAGAACUGGAUCUCAGCUAGCUAUGCCUUUCACUGCUUUCACUGCUCUUUAGAAACGGACUGCAAAACUUCCAAAGGAUUUCUUACUCCAUGAAAGGAAAUUCAGGGAAGAAGGAAAAACACAGAGCUGUCUUCUUGCUGUUACACAAACUGUAGCCAUGGACCUGCAAAAACACCUCGACAAUACUGAGAAGAAUUGGAAUAARGAGAAAAUGGAAUUGCUGGAGAGAUUUGACAAUGAAAGGAAAGAAUGGGAAUGUCAAUGGAAGGUUAUGCAGAAGAAAAUAGAAGAGCUUUACCAGGAGGUAAAACUUAGACGGGAGAACAAUAUGAAUGUCCUUGAUAAUAAAGACAUUCAUAGCAAGAUGCUGCAGCUGUCCAUGUAUUCCCCGGCUUUGGAAGAGAGUGACACAGUGGAGCUGAACUAUCAAUACAAUGUGGCAAAUGACAGGAAGGAAAAAGGGAGUUUGCUCAAUAAAACAGGACAAGACUGUAAAGAAGCCAGAGCCAAGUGGAAAACUAACGAUCUGUUAAGGGACAAUCUGGCCUUUGAGAACCAUGAGGAACCUGAAGACAGCUUCAGCAUCAAAGCUUCCAAGAAAAAUGCCAAGAAUUAUAUUGGUGAUCUCAAUGUAGCUCUUAAAGAACUUGCCAGAGUUAGUGAAGAAUUAUGCAGCUAUCAAGAGGAAAUUCGAAAGAAGUCCAACCACAGAAGAAUGAAGUCACUUCCUUUCCUGGGGGAAUUUGAAGAAACCCAAAACACAGUUAUUCUGCCUGAGAUGAACCAUGUGUCCAGCAGUGAAUCACAGACUUCAGUUGUUUUUGAGACGGAGGAGCAUAAUAACAGGAAGAAUCUGAUGAGUUCCACCAAAGGUUUGAAGGACUUGUCUUACAGUGCUGGUGACAGAGGAACAGACUUCAGGUCGUGGCAAAGAAAAGAAGCUCCGCCGGUUCCUCCUCGGAGCACUUCUCGGCACCUGACAAACUCGCUCUCUGCAAUUGUGCAGCUUUUUGAAGCACCACUGAGAGAUGCAGGUGUCAAAAGCAAUUGCAAGGUUCAGGAUUGUAGGAGCGGAAAUAAAGUGAUGAAUCCUUCACCUGUGAAACAAGAUGAAACUGCUGUGGCCUGUGCCAGUGAAGGACAGACUGUGAGAGGUCCUGUGGUUGUAACUGCUGCAACRCCGGUAAUCAAAAAUGAGUGCAAUGGACCCGCGAGUUUCUGCCACAACACAUGGGCUCAUGACGUGAGCAAGCUUGGAAAGGAGAGCACACGUGAGCCCUCUGCACUGCCAGCCCAGAAGAGUUGUUCAGAUGGAAAUAUGGCCCAAACCAAGACACACCAGAAACAAAAUCUCAAGUCGCAGGGCGGUCAUUAUCACAGUAAUGACUUUUAUGCCCCUGCUGCCCUGCACAAUGGUCUUUUGGAAGACUCGAGGUGUGCUUCGGGAAAGAGCCCCAGAAAUGAAACUUUAGCAGCAAAGAUUGAUGAGUUUAACCGGACUGUAUUUCAUACAGAUAAAUGUAACAAUUCUUUGCAAGAAAAACAGAUUCUUCAAACUGCACCAGAAGAUCACAAACCUUGCAGCUCUCUGUGUGACUCUGCAGUUAGCAGGACAGAAACUGUAAAUAUGCCCUCUAUUUCAAAUCCCAAGAUCUCUGCAGCAAAGGAACAAGAAACUAGCAACCCUAGCAAAGCUAGCAGAGCAGCAGGGCAACAGAGGCAACUCAAUGGGCUUCCAAAUAGUAGUGGUUACAGGCACAUGCUUCAUGAGCAUGACUGGAGACCAAGUAAUUUAUCUGGUCGCCCACGUUCAGCUGACUCAAGGUCAAACUACGGUGUUGUUGAAAAGCUUCUGAAAAACUAUGAAAAAUCAGCAGUGACUUCUCCAUGUAAUGCAAAAUACUGCAAGGACAAGUGGGCACAGGCAAGUUGUCAGUUCAGUGAGACGUCAAGUCAGUUUUUAGAAAUGCUCCAUACUGACCAAGGAAAGCAAGAGUUUCCACGGAAUUCAGCCAGACAUAUUGGGCAGCAAUUCAAGCAAGGAAAAGAGAGGCAGAAGUUACCAGAGGUAUCGGUGCCUGCUAAAUGUUCCAGCGGAAACGGCUUCUCCCGGCCGGCUCGGCCAGCAAACCGGCGCCUGCCGUCCCGCUGGGCCUCCAGGUCCCCGUCCGCGCCGGCCGCUGCGAGGAGGACGGCGCACAGCUCUGCCGUGCCCUUCCGCCCUGAGACCUCGGCACUCUGAGCCCAGGGCUCGUGGGGAGCGGCGCUGGGAAAGCUCCGCUCCCGGCUGUGGCUGCCGCGGGGCUCUGCGCGGCCGCCAGCCCCGCUGCUGCCUCUUGUCCCAGGGGGAUCCCCUCGCCCGGCCUGCUGGGCAAAGCGCWUUGACUCACAGGGCAUCGGCACAGUCUUCAGUGUUUUUAUUGAGAUGAAGUAACUCUACUCCCAUUUUUCUCUGAUUUUUUUUUCUUUUUGGUAAUCACUCACAAGGAAUUUUUUUUUUUUUUUUGAAUGGCAUCUUUGUUAGUUUGCCACUCAAUUUUGAGUUAAAACUAUGUAUAGUGCUGUAUAUUCCGACUCUUUUGCAAAUAGCAGAAGAUAAAGCUGUAUGCAUGAUCAUGUGUUUGUAGGUGCAUGUGUUGGAAUAGGAAGUAUACAGGUCUGUAUUUAGAAGAGACAAACUGUGCUAGUGUUGACUUUGAAAUUACAACUUAUCUGCCUACAUAUAUAUAUACUUUGUGUUUAUUUUAAAAAGUUUGAAAUAUACAGUCCUGAUGACAUUUAUAUUUUGUAUAUCUUUUACAUAGGYUCACAGGUGUAGUAUUUAAUGUACAAAAACUAAAUAUGCAUUUUUGUGACUCURACUGCAGCGAUAAUGCCUUGCACAACGCGUAUCUGAAGCAGACUCGCCCGACGGAUUCCCAGGUCAUGCUUCGUGGCAUCCUUGUUCAGUUUCUCAAUCCAUGCGAUGCUAGGUCAAAGGACCCAAACGUAUUUUUUCUGAAUUAAAAUACUAUAUGAUUUAUACCACGUUAGCCUUUUUCAGCACCAGAGACAUUCCUGAAAUCCCAACCCCUUAAAAAGCUUAAAUGUGCCAUUAUAUAUAUAGCAUACUGUAAACAUUUAACUUUAGUAGAUUCAACUAGUGUAAUAUAUGAUUUAUGAAGGGAAGAAAAGAGUUGUCUAUGCUCAAUUCUGUAAAACUUAUUUUUCCUUCUAGCGUUAUUCUUUGAGGUUUGGCCAAGUCACGUAACAAAGGACUUGUUUCCUUUCACUCAAGGCAGGAGAACAAGGACUGUUGUUGUCCGCAGUGCUGCAGACGCCCUCUUUUCUACUCUUCUCCUAGACUGGAGUGCCUGAGUCUCUUGCCACUCGCUGCUCCCCGACUGACUUAUGGCAGUCACGACGUUUACCUGCACUCUGGCAACAAGCUGCAUAUGGUAUGGAAAUAGUGCAUCGAGGUGCAAUCACAUGGUGCCAGAAACCCUAGACAAAUGGCACUGGAAGUCUCUUUUUUGCCAUCRUCUGACUGUAUUCUCGACCGCCCAAAUGAUGUGUAUGGAUAUGCAUGGGUGCUACAAAAACUCUUGCUGAACUUUCAGAAUGACGGUGUCCUACAUCCUGGAAUUUUUGCACCCUUCUCCAGRCUGUUGCUGGAUGCAUAGUGUGCUAAUGAUGAUAAAUGUUACCAUUUAACAGCAUGUCUAGGUUCAAAGGAGUAAAGAAGCACUUCUUCAACAUCAGCCUAAUCUUAUGUCUUGCACCUUUUCUUCUUCCCCUGGAGAAAUACAGUGUGUUCAAAGGCAUUUCAGAAAUCAUCCCACGAUGCAUUAACAUGCACAUCUUCCUACAUGAAUGUAAAAAGGAUUUCAGAGAGAGUAUAGGCUUUUUGUCCUAGUGAAUUGUAUGUGUGGCAAAAUAGGGAAAAUUAGGUGUGCUUAUCUUGAUAGUGAUUUAUUGUCCUACUCCAGUCAUGUUGAGAAUCCACAACCUAUUGCUUCCUUUUAGGACCUUGUUCUUCUUUCUUUGGCACAGCUAUACAUUUGCAGGGAGAGCAAACAGAAGACCACCUUUUCUGAGCUCCACAGCCUGUGUGGUAGGAUCAGGACCGUUUCAGGCGCCCCAGUGUUGGGACAAAUAGGCAUUAGAGCCAAAAAUCCAGCCUCGUCCCACCACUGUGGAGGUCUGCAUGGCAAAGAUGUGCUCAGAGGCUUUUCCCGAUCUGGAGUUCCUGCUCCUUUCCAUGUGUUGAAACACAGGAAGGCCUCAAGCAGACAAACAUUUUAUUGCAGUGUCCUCAGACAUUAGUGCGAAGUUAUUACUGGAAAAGUUUUGAGGACACAAAACCUUGAAGCAAAUUUUUUUCCUGGUUGAAUAGAGACAAAAAUCUGUCUGCUUGAGGGAGAAUUCAAGAGAACUGUAGAUUUACCUGUUUGCCCUAAUUUGCAGAUUGCACUCCGUUCAAACUUCCCUAGAGCUAGAAAAAUUAUAGAUGCUUUAAAGUUAAUUUGGAACAUUGCUCAAGAUUCUGUCUAACUGUGAAAAUCAGCAAACCAGAUGCCUUGCAAACUGAUCUUUUAAAUACCUGAGUAGCUGAAUAGCUUUGACUGCCUAAAGCUGAGGAGAGGAUAAUAUUACAGAAUUGUGUAAAUUAUUACUUUUCAUUUCAGUCAGUGUUGACUGUGGUAAAACUCUUCUUUAAAUUACCUCAUGGUAAUCUUGAACGGUUUUGUUCUGAAAAAAAUGGUGGUGAACUUUUGUUUGAAGUAUGUAACUGUAUGAACAGUUUCCCUUGAUAGUCAAUGAAGGUG